GGAAGAGAUAGUGGAUAACGUGAGAGAGAGAGAGAGAGCUGAUAGCACCGAGUCUGAGAAUACAGCACAGGACUGGAAACAGCGCAUUAGUUUGAGACAAUAGAAAAGAACAAAUCAGGAUUUAAGCAGAGUAACGAGAGAGGUAAAAAAAAAGCUUGACACCAUCUUUGCAUCCUUAUCGGGUGCUUGAGCCCAAGCCCUUUUUUUUUUUUUUUUUUUUUUUUUUUUUUUUUGCAAAACCGUUUCUUUACUCAUUCGCUUUGAAGCGCGCUCGCCAGAGUUUGCCUGCUGCCUCCCAUGUACAAAAUGGAUUACUCUUACCUGAACACCUACGACUCGUGCAUGGCAGCGAUGGAAGCCUCGGCCUACGCGGACUUCAGCUCGUGUAGCCAAGCCAACACAUUCCAGUACAACCCCAUUCGGACCAGCUUUGGGGCCAGCCCGGGAUGCCCGCCUCUGAGCACGGCCAGCUGCACGCUAGGCGCCCUAAGGGAACACCAGCCCGCCCCUUACUCCACAGUACCCUACAAGUUCUUCUCCGACCCCUCGGGGCUGAACGAGAAGCGGAAACAGAGGAGGAUCCGAACGACUUUCACAAGCUCGCAGCUGAAGGAACUCGAGCGAGUGUUCGCGGAGACUCACUACCCCGACAUUUACACUAGAGAGGAGCUGGCGCUCAAGAUAGACCUCACCGAAGCCAGAGUCCAGGUUUGGUUCCAGAACAGACGUGCCAAGUUCCGCAAGCAGGAGCGUGCUGCCAACUCCAAGGGGGGCAGUAACGGCAACAGCAGCAGUGGGAAUUCAGGCGCCAAGAAGGGAGACCCUAGGUCCUCGUCGGAGGAUGACGAAUCAAAAGAGUCGACAUGCAGUCCAACACCAGACAGUACCGCCUCCCUCCCUGGCUCUGGGAACAUGGGCAGCCCUGGGAGCAGCCUGAGCCCCAGCCCAGUGUCCGUGUCUACAGGUGCAGCAGGCUAUGGGAAUGGCCCUUCCUGUGUGCCCCAGGCUCUGAAAGCCCCUGCCUGGUCUAGUAUGGGAACCUCAAGUGGUGGUGGUCUCAACCCCAGUGGAGUCCCAGGCUCUGAGCUGUUGAAGGCCUGGCAGCCCGCAGACAGCAUGGUGGGACCCUUCGCUGGAGUGCUCUCCAGCUUCCACCGAAAACCUAACGCCCUCAAGACGAACCUAUUCUAGAAACAUACCAAUGGACUACUCUCCAACCAGACUCCUUCUGCUUCAUUCACCUGGAGUCCCUGGUUUGUAGGAGGGAGAGAAUGGGGUGGAGAAGAGUAAAAUGCUUUCACCUCCCCCCAGUAUUUAAUGCCACAAAAUUUAAGGCUGCUGUUCGAGAAAAGCCUUUGACAAUUCUAGAACCAAACUCUUCUUUUAUUUUACAGUAUUAGGAUACAGUAUCAGAGCUUCAGAGGAAACAGAGGGGUGUACUUUUAUAUAAUACCAUUCAGUAUUCUAUAAGACAGGGUUCCCAGUGUGCUUUACAGGGCCCAUUAUCUUGUAAGAAAAUUGAAACACAGCUGAACUAAUGUUUAAACUCCCUCCAGUUACUGUAAACAGCAGCACAGCUAACUUUUUAUAAAGAACAAAUAACCAUUUGGGGGCAAUCUAUAGACUAUAGCUCCUGAAAAAACUAAUUAAUUUUAACUUAAUACAAUAAAUAAAU
This is a messenger RNA of Polyodon spathula (Mississippi paddlefish), 1675 nucleotides long. RefSeq names its product paired like homeobox 2A (gene phox2a). The transcript is spliced from 3 exons. Gene Ontology annotation, molecular function: RNA polymerase II transcription regulatory region sequence-specific DNA binding; DNA-binding transcription factor activity, RNA polymerase II-specific. Bases 298 to 1191 code for a protein of 297 amino acids. NCBI's taxonomy places the organism in Eukaryota, Metazoa, Chordata, Actinopteri, Acipenseriformes, Polyodontidae. Gene Ontology annotation, biological process: regulation of transcription by RNA polymerase II. The record is from RefSeq and is a predicted model, not a curated record.